AUGACAUUAACAUCUAAUUGGAAUAUUUUAUCUAAUGAUGAAAAUUCUCAACAAAGUUUUUUCAUUGAUUAUGAUUCAGAAUAUGAUCUUAGUCAGCAAGUUCCAUAUUUAAUUGAAAAACAAUCAGUAUCAAUACUAAAUAAUAAUCAAAAUGAACCACCAAUGACAAGAUCAAGAAUUACAACUAUUGAAAACACGUUGUUUAUUCCACAAACACCAUCUAAAGAACAAUGUCAGUCAAUAAUUCAACAUAAUAUUAAUUCAUUUACUAAUAUGACAACAAAAUCAAUUAAUUCAAUUUUCUUUUCAAAACAAGAUUUAUCAAAAAAUCAAUUUCAAAAUUCUUUAACUGAUGAUAUUAAUACAUUGACUCAUUGGUUUAAAAGUUGUAGUUUAAAUGAAAGUAAAUGUAAUAAUUAUUUUUCAUCAAGUCAUAAAACAUAUUCAAAUAAAUUAUCGUCAUCAAAUGUUACAUAUGAUUCAAAUCCAUUUUUAAAAUUAAAAAUUUCAUCUGUAUUUGAUAAAAAUCAAACACAAUUAUGGUCUCGUUCAACUAUUCAAAAUAAUUUAUCAAUUGAAAAACACAAUUCAACAUCGUCAGAUAUAUUUAUUUCUCCAAAUAAAAAUUUUUCUCAUCAUUCAUCACCGUCACAAAUAGUACCAUGCUUAUUAACAAAAGAUUCAUCAUCAAUAAUACAAGAAACACUAUUUCCACAAAUAAAACAAUGUCAAAUAAUGGAUUCCGAUUUUUCAAACAAAAAAGAAGAAGAAGAAGAUAUUGUUAUUCAACAAUCAUCAGCAAAAUUCUUCUUUAUUUUAAUAAUAUUUGUCGUUGGUCUUGUGUUUGGUUAUUUACAUACAAAUACAUUUCCAUCUAAUCUUAUUCGUCAUUGGUUUUUUGUUAUUGGUGAGGAAUGUAUUCAAAUAAGCAUAAAAUAUUUCUAUUUAUUAUAUAUCUAUCUUCAAACAAUUAUGAAAUGUUUGUUAUCAUUUCUAUUGGUUUAA
Molecule: messenger RNA, 1005 nt
Organism: Rotaria sp. Silwood1
Lineage: Eukaryota; Metazoa; Rotifera; Eurotatoria; Philodinida; Philodinidae
Source: the annotation of a GenBank genome assembly